UAUUGUGUUUUUUGUUCUUUUUUUCAUGAACCAAUUGCUGGAUUCUCUUGGUGGAAGCUAGUUCAUAUCGAUUGAGAGGUAUUUGUUUUUUCUAUCACUUGUACCUUUGAUUUUCUGUGAUUUACUUGCAAUUUGUUAGCUGGUUGUGUAUUUGUUCUGGAAUUGUGUGCUAAAUUGUGGUUUAUGUUCUGUUUUGCAUGAACAUAUGCUGGAUUAUAUUAGGAAAAAAGGCUUUGGUGGAAGCUGUUACAGUUAUAACUAAGAUGGAUCCUGAACUGAGUGAUUUAGAAGUCCUAGCAGAAGCAGCGGUUGAUGGCCAAUCCUCUGUUGGUCAAGAAGCUGCUGCUUCACCUGGACUAUCUGAAUCUGGCAAUGUGGAAGCCAAUAUUGACCCUGCUGGUGAUCCUGUACCAAAUGCUGUGGAAGCAAAUCCUAAAAAAAGGAAGGAGAGUCAUCAGAGAUCAGUUGUUUGGGAGCAUUUUGACACUAUCAAAGAUGCUAAAGGUACCAUUAUGCAAGCUAAGUGUCGUUAUUGUGCUCGUUUGUAUAAUUGUCAUGCCAAAAAAAAUGGUACUUCUACUUUGAGAAGCCACUUGAUCAGAUGCACUAAGCACCCACAUAGUGUAGAAACUAGGCAGGCAUUACUCUCUUUUCAACCUGUUGUUAAUGUGGAAGCUCCUACUGAUAAUUUGUUUUCUGUGGCUACUUGGAAAUUUGACCAAGAAGUAGUUAGGCAGGCUAUUGCAUACAUGAUUAUAGUUGAUGAAUUACCUUUCAAAUUUGUUGAAAAGCAGGGGUUUAGGAGAGUCAUGAGUCUUGCUUGUCCUAUGUUUAAAAUGCCCUCUAGGUGGACUGUCAAUAGGGAUUGUUAUGCCAUGUUUCUUGAGGAAAAGUUAAAACUGAAACAAUUUUUUAAAACUCAGAGUCAAAGAGUUAGUCUUACCAGUGAUUCUUGGACAUCUAACCAAAGAUUAAAUUACAUGUGUAUAACUGCACAUUUUAUUGAUAAUGAUUGGAAGUUGCAUAAGAAGAUUAUAUCCUUUGUUACAUGCUCUAGGCAUAAGGGUGAAUAUCUGUCUAAGACCAUGGAGACUUGUUUGCUUGAGUGGGGGUUAAAAAACAUUUUUACUGUUACCUUAGACAAUGCUGAGAAUAAUAGUACUGCUAUGGGUUUUUUUAUGAGAAAAAUGUUGAGUUGGGGCACUACAACUGUUAGAUGUAAGUAUGCUCACAUGAGAUGCAUUGCUCAUAUUCUCAAUCUUGUUGUGUCUGAUGGGUUAAAAGAGUCUGGUACAUCUUUUGAAAGGGUUAGAGGGGCAGUUAGGUAUAUUAAAAACUCACCCCUUAGACUUAGCAAAUUUAAAGAAUGCAAAAAAUCACUUGAUUUUCAAUGUAAGCGUUCUUUAUGUCUAGAUGUCCCAACUAGAUGGAAUUCAACAUACUUCAUGUUGCACACUGCUUGUAUGUAUCAGCAUGUAUUUGAGGAAUAUGAUGAUGUGGAAGCUUCAUUUAGAAAAGAUUUAGGUGAUGAUGUGCCUAACAAGGUUGAUUGGGAUAAUGUCAGGCAGUUAUGUGUGUUUUUAGAGUGUUUUUACAAAAUGACAUUGAGAAUUUCUGGUUCUCUUUAUGUGACCUCUAAUAACCACUUGAAUGAAAUUUCUGACUUGUCAACUAUUUUGCAAGACUGGAUUCUGUCUCCUGAUUCCAGUUUAAGUUCAAUGGCCAUUAAAAUGAAAGCAAAAUUUGAUAAGUAUUGGGGGGAUCCUUUAGUAAUGAACAAGUUGAUCUUUUUUGCAAAUGUUUUAGACCCUCGAGAUAGAAUUGUAUACAUGGAGUACACUUUGACUCAAAUGUAUGGUUGUAGUGAGGGCAAGUUUUUGUUUACUUGUUUGAUGGAGGAUCUGGUUGAACUCUUCAAUGAUUAUGAGGAGGUUUACAAGAAAGAAUUAGCCACUACUAGGGGAAAUGGCCAAUCAGCAGAACUUGUUGGCCAAUCCUCCCAAGCUAAUUCUGUUCUGAAGGAAAGAUAUCUGCAGCAAAUGUUAGAGACUGGUGGUGUGAGUGGUAGCAAAAAACUGAUUUGGAUAUUUACCUAA
Mercurialis annua (annual mercury) is the source of this 2096-nucleotide messenger RNA. RefSeq names its product zinc finger BED domain-containing protein RICESLEEPER 2-like. Gene Ontology annotation, molecular function: DNA binding. Bases 198 to 2096 code for a protein of 632 amino acids. The transcript has 2 exons. The record is from RefSeq and is a predicted model, not a curated record. Lineage: Eukaryota; Viridiplantae; Streptophyta; Magnoliopsida; Malpighiales; Euphorbiaceae.